AUGCUCCCACUCACUCCCACCCUGCUGCGUGGAGGCUGGGGGUCAGAACGGCCUGUGCGCAGCUUGAUGACGCAUUGCGCCUGCGCGCGCGGUCCACUAGGCGGGUGUGAACCCCGGAGGGGUGUGUUACCCGCGCCCGGGAGCCGGCGGCCGCCGGAGAGCCCAGCUUUAGACGCAAUGGGGAAGAAGCAGGUGCGUCCUCCACGAGCCCUUCCACCUGUGCCAAGUGCUAUUCAAGAUGAUAUUCCACUUAGUCGUCCUAAGAAAAAGAAGCCCAGAACGAAAACCCCGCUUGCUAGUACUUCUUCGGAAGGUCUUGUUCAGACUGCUGUUGACAGGUCACCUGAGGGCAGCGAGCCACCAACCAAAGACUCCAUAGAACAUCAAGAAGCUCCUGUUCAACGGAGGCAGAAGAAAGCAAGGCUACCUCUUGAAUUGGAGACUGCCUUUACCCAGAAGAAGACAGCUAGUCCAUCUUUAUUACCAAAUGAAAAUGGUAUCAAUGUGGAGCCAGAUGAGGAGCCAGUUAUUCAGAAACCUCGAAGGAAGACGAAGAAAACCCAGCCAGCAGAAUUACAUUAUGCCAAUGAACUAGGAGUUGAAGAUGAAGACAUAAUUACUGACGAGCAAAGUAGUCCAGAACAACAGUCUGUAUUCACUGCACCCACGGGCAUUAGCCAGCCUGUAGGCAAAGUGUUUGUGGAAAAAAGCAGGCGAUUCCAGGCUGCUGAUCGGUCAGAGUUGAUUAAGACCACAGAAAAGAUUGAUGUGUCAAUGGACAUGAAACCUUCCUGGACGACCAGAGAUGUUGCACUGUCGGUGCAUCGGGCUUUCCGGAUGAUUGGUGUCUUCUCCCAUGGCUUCCUGGCUGGCUGUGCUGUGUGGAACAUUGUUGUGAUCUAUGUUCUGGCAGGAGAUGAGCUUUCUGACCUCUCAAACCUUCUACAACAAUACAAGACAUUAGCAUAUCCAUUCCAGAGUCUUCUCUACUUGCUUUUGGCUCUGAGUACAGUUUCAGCCUUUGACAGGAUUGACUUUGCUAAAACGUCAGUAGCAAUCCGAAAUUUUCUUGCUCUGGAUCCAAGAGCUUUAGCGUCUUUCUUGUACUUUACUGCUCUUAUAUUAUCUCUGAGUCAACAAAUGACAAGUGACAGAAUCCACCUUUACACACCUUCUUCUGUUAACGGUAGCCUCUGGGCAGAAGGAAUUGAGGAGCAGGUUCUUCAGCCAUGGAUUGUGGUGAAUCUGGUGGUGGCCAUUCUGGUUGGGUUAUCUUGGCUUUUUUUGUCUUACCGGCCAGGCAUGGAUCUUAGUGAAGAGUUGAUGUUCUCUUCGGAUGUGGAAGAAUAUCCUGAUAAAGGAAUCAAAGCCUCUUCAUAGUGCCAACUCACCUUCUGAGUAACGAC
Molecule: messenger RNA, 1406 nt
Organism: Budorcas taxicolor (takin)
Lineage: Eukaryota; Metazoa; Chordata; Mammalia; Artiodactyla; Bovidae
Gene: TMEM237
Product: transmembrane protein 237
Biological process (GO): cilium assembly
Cellular component (GO): ciliary transition zone
Source: RefSeq, a predicted model, not a curated record